Molecule: messenger RNA, 1353 nt
Organism: Hyphopichia burtonii NRRL Y-1933
Lineage: Eukaryota; Fungi; Ascomycota; Pichiomycetes; Serinales; Debaryomycetaceae
Exons: 1
Coding region: 1-1353 (450 amino acids)
Biological process (GO): transcription elongation by RNA polymerase II; post-transcriptional tethering of RNA polymerase II gene DNA at nuclear periphery; poly(A)+ mRNA export from nucleus
Cellular component (GO): transcription export complex 2
Molecular function (GO): RNA binding; double-stranded DNA binding
Source: RefSeq, a predicted model, not a curated record
AUGAAUGAAGCUGAAAGCCUACUCGGCCAUUUGGAGAAUGUGUUGAAGAACAACCAGUACAAGCAAUUAAGUGGAAUACUUAAUGUGAAUCCACAAUAUAAUCCAUAUAUAGUCAAACUCUAUAAUUCGGCGAGUAUUCCGAAAAAACAUCUUGAUUCGAUGGUGGAGAUGCAUAAAUACUUCGGAGGAGACUGGGGUGCCUUUAACGAGGUUGUGAUAUCGUUUAUCCAAUUGAGUCAGGAGAUGAAUCCUUGGUCCGCCGUGGAAUCGUUUGAUUUAUAUACAAAGUACUUGAAUGAUUUGGCGGUUGCCUUUAGUAAUAGUAAACGAGGAGGAAUAAUUGUUGAUUUAUUGAAGAGUUCAGUUGAAGAAAUACUCCCACUUGCAACCAAGUUGGAUAUCCAGUUGUACUAUAAAGAAGAUUGUCGACAACCCCGGUUAACUUAUAUUGCGACCAUUUUAUUAAAAGUGUUCAAUAACAUUCGAAGUCAAGCAGGCGAAGAAGACCAACAACUGAAAUUGAAGAAAACGAUCUUGUUAUUCAUGGGGAACAAACUAUGCCAGGUAUAUUUCAAGAUUGGUAAUCCAUUGCUCUGUCGAAAUGUGUUUAGUAAUAUGAAUAAUGCUAAUUUACAAUUUAGUUAUUUCCCACCUGAUCAACAAGUCACCUACAGAUACUAUUUAGGGAGGUUUUAUUUUAUUAAAAACCAAUUCAUCGAUAGCUAUCAGCAUUUCGAAUGGUGUUUGAAUAAAAUGGUUCAUAUGCAAAAUCACAAAAAUAUUACUCAACUAUUAAAAUACUGGAUCCCGGCGGGAAUAAUGUUAGGUAAAUUCAUGAACUUAACCCAAAUCAAUCUGGUUUUCUAUAAUGGACAAGGACCCGCCUUCUUAUCAGUGUACCAAAAGAUCAGCGACUCUAUCAAACAAGGUAACUUCCAGCUUUUCUACAGCUUACUUGAUGAAAAUUAUUCUUUUCUAAAACAAAAUCAGCUUCUUGUUGCCUUAAGCUCUAAAUGCAACUUAUUAAUCUUGCGGAACCUCAUCAAAAAAGUAUGGAUAAUCACCGGCCGCCAGCCCAAACUAAACUUCGAUGACAUCAAGCUUGCAUUACAACUCCUGAUUGCAAACUCCAAUAAAGUACUAAUGUACCUUGACCAAGACCAGACCAUCGAAAACAUCUUUGUCAGUCUCAUUGAUCAGAACUUGGUCAAGGGCAAGCUUUUCCCGCGUCUCCGCGUGGUGCUGUUGAGUAAGAUCAACGUCUUCCCAACCGUCAGUGAAAUCAACUUUGUCAAGUUUGGCCACGGUCAAGAAGGACGCUUGAGCAGUGGUGAUAAGUGGAUGGCGGCCUAG